Messenger RNA from Aphanomyces astaci, 1901 nucleotides. RefSeq lists its product as hypothetical. The record is from RefSeq and is a predicted model, not a curated record. Lineage: Eukaryota; Oomycota; Saprolegniomycetes; Saprolegniales; Verrucalvaceae. The transcript has 2 exons. Bases 17 to 1105 code for a protein of 362 amino acids.
CCUUCCGACGCGCGCGAUGGCUGACAAGAACGUACUAGAAGAAAGGACAAGAGAAGGUCCGCCGCGGACGUUCCACACAAGCACAUGGAUUCCGUACAAAGACAACGUCUCCCAUCUUGGCUAUGUUGUCCACGCUGUGGACCAAGAGAUAUACACGAACCCACACCUUUUCAACGAUCCGGUACCCCUCCUUGAAAGCGGGUAUCGGCUAUUUCGUUCCCCCGUGCGACAGCAAUACCGUACAAACCGAUCCAAGUCGCUUCCUGCGAUCAAGUCGUCAAUUUUGCACCAUACCUUUGGGAGAGUGAACAUCCACCUUCAGUUGGAAGGAAAUUUUCACCCUCAACGAGGUGAUGGGCUGCAGUGUGACAACGCCGCAACCAACUUGGAUACCAGUCGUCAAAUACGUCGAUCGCCAGGACAAUCACGUGGGAAGUUCAACGUCCCUCCGGACGGCUCACGGCAGCUCGUUCAAGCCGUAUCCUAUCUCACCACCGACAAAUUGAGCUGCCCAGAAACGUACCGAACUCAAGCUCGACUUCAUCAUGGCUACAUGAGCGAGCUGUUUAAAAGUCACGAGCUGAGCUACUGGAUGGACAUGCAUCUCUUGCAAGCGAACUCGUAUUCCCAAGCUAUUCAACCUCAAAGCCCGCUCAACGAAUUCGUGCCUACCACCUAUUUCAACCAAAUCGUCCAUUCGUCGAACUACAACAAAGCGGUGAACUGGCAACUAUCGACGACACCAUCGCGAGGUUUCCAUGGUGGCCAUUCGAAGUCCGUCAAAGUUUUGGAGCGCACAUCCAGCCAACCCAAGACAUUUGCUGAAGCUGUGUCAGCGGACCGCUCCCCAUCAAAGCCAGAAGAUAUUUCUGCGCACCUAAUGCAAUAUUGUUUCGCACAUCGUGCCGCUCUAAUCAAAUGUGCAUUAGGGACGGAGGGGGUCGUCCAUCGAAAAGGCGCCCAAGAAACUAUCGCAAGAAGCAACGAAAAAUGCGAAACAAAAUCGACGAGGCUGAAUCAAAUCCAGCGAGUCAUGACAGUACACUGUCACUCGACGAUUCUGUCCUGCAUCAGUGCGACAACUCGGCCGCGUCGCUGGACAUGACAGCUUCACCUUUGAUGGACCAACACAGUAAAGCCGAGACCAUCGCCACUGUGACUGAGCUAUCGUCGUUCAAGAAAUAUCGACGCCGUGGUAAUCCCCGCCCUCGACAGGCCACACAUGGCAGGGAAGUCCACGGCGCGCAUUUCGAUAAUACUACCGUGCUGCCCAAUGCGGCCUAGUCGGGAGUGCGUCACACAAUUGCAUUCUGUUUGUAUCCAUGCGUGUGUGAAGUUGAUAACUUUAAAGUCUGUUAUCCAGCGCAUUUACUUCAGAAAUCAAGGGGGUCCAACAAAAAGACUGCGUGUGAGGGCUUGGACUGUGUGCGAUGGAAGCGACGGGACGUGCAGUUGAGCUUGGAGAAUGUCUUGGGCGACCCUAGCCACCAGUUGCGGAAUCAAUAUGGUCAACGCAUAGUGAGUUACAUACCGUUGCAAUUGCUGUUGCGCGAAUCGGUACAGUGCCUUUCCUUCCACCCUGCCGGCGAAUGCAAGAUGCUCAGGCGACACGCACCAUUCUUCACGACACAAAGAAAGCCACAGAUUAUCGUUGUUUGAUAGAGCGUGCAAUGCUCGACAGGACGAUCCAGCGGUCACGAGCGAAGUCCCGUCGAGGAAACUCAAAAUCCCGAGGAUGCAUUGGUCGUUGAUGGCUCCAAAGAGGUGCAGGUUCGGUGUCAAGUAGGCUGGAUUAACAUAGUAGUAGCUCCUAAGCGGCGCGUCAUAGCUCACGGGGCUGCGAUACACCACCAUCGCUUGAGAGGACACUUCAUCGGCGUCGCGCAUUCGCAAGAUUUGAA